This is a messenger RNA of Leucoraja erinaceus (little skate), 5424 nucleotides long. RefSeq names its product plexin domain containing 2b (gene plxdc2b). Bases 1 to 1734 code for a protein of 577 amino acids. NCBI's taxonomy places the organism in Eukaryota, Metazoa, Chordata, Chondrichthyes, Rajiformes, Rajidae. The record is from RefSeq and is a predicted model, not a curated record. The transcript has 15 exons.
AUGGUGUAUAAGGUGCAAGAACAGACAGCCACUCCGGGACAAAGCGUGAAGCAAGAAGUGUGUGUGUGUGAGGGGGAAGGAGACGGAGGAGGGGACAAGAAAGGAUUUGACUGGUCAAGUCGGCAAGUGCAAACUUGUGUGGCGAUGGCGCGAGUGGGGAAGAGCAGCUUGCUGGGCGCUGGGCUACUGCUGCUGGGAGCCUUAGCCAACCUGCCGCGGCUCAGCCACAGCCAGGAGCACCGAGCAGCAGACUCCGGAGCAUUCUAUGCACUUAGCCAAAGGUUAUCUUCAGAUGUCUUUGUAGAUAUUAAAACCAACAAUCAUCGGUUGAAGCGACAGCAACCUAAGUCAGUGGACACAAACAGAGCAAGCCCAGAGCAGGACUUCACCGACCCGACCAAAAUCUUUGAUAUUCAACCAGCUGUGGACAAUAACAAUGACACAAAAUUUGAGGAAAAUACAGACCAUAAUUACUAUACAUCAAGAACUUAUGGGCCGGGGGAUGCUGCUACAAGUGAACUAUGGGUAAACAUGGAGAAAAUGGAAAAAGAUAAAGUGAAGAUUCAUGGGAUUCUAUCCAACACUCACCGGCAAGCUGCAAGAGUAAAUCUGUCCUUCGAUUUCCCAUUUUAUGGCCAUUUUCUGCGAGAGAUAACUGUAGCCACUGGCGGCUUUAUCUACACGGGUGAAGUUGUACACCGCAUGUUGACGGCCACUCAGUAUAUUGCGCCACUCAUGGCCAACUUCGACCCAAGUGUGUCCAGGAAUUCAACUGUAAGAUACUUUGACAAUGGUACUGCCCUGAUCGUACAGUGGGAUAAUGUUCAUCUACAGGAUAACUAUGAUUUAGGAAGCUUCACCUUCCAGGCCACCCUGCACAGCGAUGGACGGAUUGUCUUUGGUUACAAAGAGAUACCUAUCUACGUGACACAGAUAAACUCAGCAAAUCACCCAGUCAAAGUGGGACUGUCAGAUGCAUUUGUGGUCGUCCACAAGAUCCAGCAGAUUCCCAAUGUUCGCAGAAGAACAAUUUACGAAUACCACCGAGUUGAACUUCAGAUGUCAAAGGUUACGAACAUGUCUGCGAUUGAAAUGAUCCCGCUUGCUACUUGUCUCCAGAUGAAAAACUGCUUUGCCUGUGUUAAUGCAGAGAUUGGCUUCAACUGCACCUGGUGUGACAAGUUGCAACGGUGUUCCAAUGGAUUUGAUCGUCAUCGACAAGAUUGGGUGGAUAACGGCUGUCCUGAUGAGUCUAAUGAUCAGGCCUGUGACAUCUCGCCUGAGGAAAUGACUCAAGCUUCUUCAGCUACGACCACAAGCCUUGUGAUGACAACGACAACACACAAGACCCCAGGCACCACAUCCACAACUGCUAUCACGUCUGGCCUUCCUACUUCCAGCUUAACCACAGAAGAUGACACAAAGAUCGCUCUGCAUCUAAGGGACAAUGGAGCUUCAACGGCAGACAGCACUGCAGAAAAGAAAGGAGACACUGUACACACUGGGCUGAUUGCGGGAAUCCUCCUGGUGAUCAUCAUUGCUAUAGCAGCCGUCCUUGUGACCUUUUAUAUGUACCAUCAUCCAACAUCGGCAGCAAGCCUCUUCUUCAUUGAGCGUCGCCCAAGUCGAUGGCCUUCAAUGAAGUUCAGACGGGGCUCUGGUCAUCCUGCUUAUGCUGAAGUGGAGCCCGUUGGGCAGGAAAAAGAAGGCUUUAUUGUGUCUGAACAGUGCUGAAACUGAGAAACAAACAGUGCACCAGUGCUGGCCCCAGGAUGGGGGCUAAUCCUUUGAAGUGGAUGAAGAAACAAGCUGAAGCCCAUUAUCCACAAAAUAACUGCUUCUGGAUCAGCUCAAAGUAAGAAAGAUCAACAUUUUCAUCCACAAAGUCACCACUCCAUAGUCUUCCUUAGUAGCCCAGCGGACUUCACCAGAGUUUCAAAACAAAACCGUGCAGCAUUCCUGUUUGGCAAUUGUGGAAUUGGAUGAGCACUAGUGACAUACGCAAACCGCAAAAGUGAAGAACAAAUUCACUCCAUCAAAUUACUUCCAUGGAAAAGGAGAAUGCUCACUUAUCUGUGUUGCAAAUAUAGUUACAAGCAUGUGUUGACCAAUCAUCAAUCAGAGAGAGUCAUUGAUUGUCAUUCACUUCAGCAUUUAUAGUGAUUCAUAAAAUGUGUGUACAUUAAGAAUGCACUGACAUCAGUUGGUGAAAAUAUGGUGGAUGUGUGUAUUUCCUUUGCAAUCAUUUCUAAUGGCUUAGUUGGUUUUAGUAUCUGCAAUUCACUACUGUUUGAUUUCUUUUCUGUAGAUGAAAUAUAAUGUGUGAAAUUUAAUAUCCCAGUCUACAGAAUUCUGCUGGAAAAGGGUUGGGAAAUAAUACAAGACAGAAUGAUUUGUUUAACAUUUUACAAAAUGCAAAAAGGUUACUUUUUUUUUUCUUGAAUUGACUAUGUUUUCCUCAGUAACUUUUAUACAUUCCUAAUGUACACUUAAGUUAUCAACAGUUUCAAUAGUAUCUCCAAAAUAUUAUAUACGCAACAAGAUAACAUUGGUUUCAGAUUGCUGAGCGAUUUGUAAGAUUUGUGUUGCUUAAUUUGCUCCAAAUGUGCAAUACGUCAUCUUUUGGAUCAAAAAGGCAGUGAAACUGAUAAGGUUUAAGCAACCUACUGGAAACCAAAUUCUGGGGAAAAUUUUGCACAUCCUACUGGUUCUGUUGUGUAGUGGAUGCAUUAGUUAAAUAGAUGAAUAUAUUUUGUUUCUUGAUAGUUUACACAAGACAGGUUCUUGUGCUCCAGAUUGUGAAAAAAUAUAAAAGUGUAUUUUUUUUUUCCAUCCAUAAGAAGAGUGUAACAUGAACUACCUUCUACUUCAAAUGGGAUUUUAAAUUGUAAUGGCGUCUAGAGUGCUGUUUGAUAUUAGAAAGCAUUUUCAUUGAUGGCAUAGGACUGUCACUUUUAACUGGCUUUACUGAAAUGGACUGUUUGCUUACUUUGGAUUUUUGUGCUGUAAGAGUAGUUUGUCAUGAAUAAAUUCAGGUAAGUAUUCAUAAAUAAAAUCUUUAUUAAUAAACUUUUUUCAUUCCUCCAAGUAAAUGCACUUGUAAGUAUUAAUGCCAAUGGCAGAUUCAGAUCUAAUUUCAGAUAAUUGAUUUAUUUCCAGUGAACAAACAAUAAAUAAUUCACUUCAAUUAAUGUGUCAUUAGUGCAAAAGCAAUGGAUUUAUUUUUCAAAAAAAUGUUUAUGUAAAAGCAUUAAAUAGGAGUAAAAACUUGGACGAUCUGAAAUAAUCACGAAAACAGCCACAAAAAAUGCUUCUAGCUAUCAUCACUGAUGAUCUUAACUCUAUUAAAGUGGUUUUGAACAUUUUUCAAUGAAAAUUAGGGGCUGGAAUGGAAAAUAUUUGUGGUUACUCAAGGCUGAUAUGCUGCCACUGCAAUUAAAUUAGAAAUUAAUGCAGAAAAUACCAUGUUGGACAGCUAAGCAUGCAUUUAAUCAAUACAUACAAGAGCAAAUAUUGGAAGAGUUCUCCUAACUUCUGAGUUUUAUCUUGGGAAGAUAAAUACGAAAACCCACAAAGGCAGGUAUAAUUAAUGGGUGAUACAAUGGAUGGAAAUUGUGUUGGGUGGAAUUAUUUGCCCUCCAUUUUUAAAAUCAGAAUUCACGUAUGAUUGUGACACUGAGAAUAAGUGCAUUUGGAUAUUGAUAUAUUAGGACUUGGACCAUUAUUUGAUAUGAAGCGAUAACAUUAUACAAUCAGCACAGAAGAACUUUAGUUACAAUAAAAUGCACACACUAUAAUCACAAGUAAAAGCAAACAGCCACAAGCAGAUUUACAUAAUAAAGGAAGGUUUACAUAAAGCUAAAUUCUGAGUUAAGAGUAAAUUAGAGUUCAUGUUCAGUACGGACAUUAUGGGCCGAAGGGCCUGUUCCUAAGCAGUACUGUUCUACCUUGUAAAUUAGAUCCGAUCACUCUUGUGCCACUUCUUCCGCCUGGUUUUCACAGUCCCUUUGAAAAGUGAUGCCUGAUUUCAAUAAUGCCCCAUCCAGAGAGAUAAUCUUGGGCUUAUGACUUUAUCGUGCUUCUUUGUGCUAGCAUUUUAGGGCAACUUCCUAAACUAAACAGCAGUGUUUCGUGUACAAGACUGCAUCAUGUGCAUUGGUUCUUCACACUUUUACGUACCCAAAGAAAGCAUGCAUUAAAAGAUUUUAAGAAGAGAGCAGUAAAAAUACUGGGCAUAUAUUAUUGUCAAAUUAAUUUGAAAUCCGGUCAUUUUUACAGUACAUUAAGACAGCACCCUGGUAUUUAAAAUGUGUCCAUUGAUGGGAUUCUAAAGGGCCUGUCCCACGAGCAUGCGACUGCAUGCGGCAAGCGCGACCUAACGUAAUCGCUUGAGCCGUACGGCCUCGCGGGGCCGGUCCCACUUCGAUCACCGGAGCCAUAUUGAGUCGUGCAGAGCUGGUCCCGACAUCGCGCGGGGCUCCGAAAAACUGACACGGUCCAAAAAUUCCGCGUGGCAACGGCCUGCUGACCCGCAGCCGCAUUGAGGCCGUACGCACCGCCUCGACGGGCGUGUGCGCAGCGUCUCGUUGCCGUACGCAGCGUCUUGACGGCGUACGCCUAGCGCGAACUUCCCGCAGACUUCACUCGAACUUCACGUCAACUUGUACGGGAUCACUCGAUCUCCGCGCAGCCCCCGCUUCCGGUUUGGUCGCGCUUGCCGCAUAUCGUCGCAUGCUGGUGGGACAGGCCCUUAAUUUCCUCCAUCCUUCAUAUUUGUUAAUUCUCUUUUUUUGCUUGUGGAACAAAAGUUCAAUGUCAUGAAUCAUUUUAUUUGCACUUGUUCUGAUUAUUCCCAGGUUAUUAUUGUCACCACAAUAAUUUUAUUCGUUAAGUUUUGCAAUAUCAUCUUAGAUUUUAAAUGUGAGGAAUGUUCUAAUGAAUGAAUCUUAAGAUUAGUCUCGGGUUUCUAUUAAAUGCCAUUGCUACCAGAAUUUUGAGCUUAAUGGACCUAUUAAUGGACAACUAUCCAUAGCUCUUGAAUGUGCUAACCCAUCAGCGAUAUAAUCAGAUAAGUAUAAAAUCUCUGAUCCUCUUUGUGACGAACCAAUUUAAAUUGGUUAAAAUGAUUUAUAGGCUCUAGCUAAAAUUAUAUAAUCAAUUAAAUAUAAAUAAAAUAUUGUGGCGUCAGCCUAAACACGAGCCACUCAUGCUCGAACCCUCGUCAGGAGAUACGAGGGCGGGCACAUGACGUCAUGGGCUAGAGGGAGUGUCCUGGUACUAAAGGUAUCUCACCGCAAGACCUUGAUGAGUCGACAGGUAGCUGAGCCCGAGAUAACAACCUCGCUCAGCUACAGCAAAUUUUGUAUUAUAAAUAACGCACCAACCUAACAUGUCACCACUGAAUAAAUGACUCUUUGAACCGGA